Molecule: messenger RNA, 900 nt
Organism: Centrocercus urophasianus (Greater sage-grouse)
Lineage: Eukaryota; Metazoa; Chordata; Aves; Galliformes; Phasianidae
Gene: LGALS3
Product: galectin 3
Exons: 6
Coding region: 16-792 (258 amino acids)
Biological process (GO): neutrophil chemotaxis; negative regulation of endocytosis; negative regulation of extrinsic apoptotic signaling pathway
Cellular component (GO): immunological synapse; nucleus
Molecular function (GO): IgE binding; laminin binding; carbohydrate binding
Source: RefSeq, a predicted model, not a curated record
GGGGCUGGGGCAGCUAUGGGUGGGGAUAUAGCCCAGCCCCAGAGCGCAGCCCGACACCCGGCCCUGAUACACGGCCCGACACCUGCAGGAAAAAUGUCGGACGGUUUCUCUCUCUCUGACGCCCUGCCUACUCACAACCCUGGUGCCCCCCCAACCCAGGGCUGGAACCGGCCCCCAGGUCCUGGGGCCUUCCCGGCGUACCCUGGAUUCCCUGGGGGACCUGGACCGCAUCAUGGACCGCCCAGACCAUUCCCUGGAGGACCACCAGGGCCUUAUCCUGGAGGAUCACCAGGGCCUUAUCCUGGAGGACCGGCAGCAGCAGGACCCUAUCCUGGAGGACCAGCUGCACCAUUCUCCGGAGCUCCAGCUGCUCCACUGAAAGUCCCCUACGAUCUGCCUCUACCAGCAGGACUCAUGCCUCGCAUGCUCAUAACCAUCACGGGGACUGUGAACCCAAACCCCACCAGGUUUUCACUGGAUUUCAAGAGGGGGCAAGACAUUGCCUUCCACUUUAACCCCCGUUUCAAGGAAGACCACAAAAGGGUCAUCGUCUGUAAUUCAAUGUUCCACAAUAGCUGGGGAAAAGAGGAGAGAACAGCUCCUAGAUUUCCAUUUGAACCUGGAGCCCCCUUCAAGCUCCAGGUGCUCUGUGAGGGGGAUCACUUCAAGGUAGCAGUGAACGAUGCUCACCUGCUGCAGUACAGCUUCCGUGAGAAGAAGCUGAAUGAGAUCACCAAGCUCUGCAUCGCUGGGGACAUCACUCUCACCAGCGUUUUGACCUCCAUGAUUUAAUUAGCAAGCUGUACCUUUAACACAAGUCUAGCACUCUUCAGAGAAUUGUAACAGGAGUGCCUUCCUGUCUGAUUAUUUUGAAGCAAUAAAGCAUUUUCACAAGUAAAA